AUGAACAGUCAAGGCAGCUCCUCCAACUCAUUUCCUGAGAUCUUUAUGGCUGACCAUGGGAACCACGGGAUCCAUGGGAAUGAUGUCAACAAUCUUGGGUUUGUUCAGAGUAAUGUUAAUCCAAUGGAGUCUGCUGUUCGUGAUAGCCCUACAGUUAUAAACUGGAUGGGCCCAUAUAGUUCCAGCAUGAUUAACCAUAACCAAGUUAAUCCUCAGGAGUUAUUUGGUGGGCACAGAUGGCUUUCUUCCAUUGGUGCUGCUGGUGGAAGUGGUCAAGGAUUUCAAGUGAGCCGUUCUGGGACAAAUGUUGCUACUUUUGAGGAGGGUAGCACAUCCUUCUUCCAAUCAGGAUAUGGGGCAGGUUUAAGCUUGUCUCUAUUUAAUCCUGAUGGACUAGAAGCUCAUCAAAAUCAACAGUCCGGCACUUCUUCUGUACCAGUCGUGAUAUCUUCUGGAGUUGCAGGAUAUGUGCUGGAGGAAAACAACAGCAGGGAGGAUCUUUCAUCGGAUGGUAGGCGGGUAUCCUGCAAAAGAAGAGCACCUGAAGAUGUUCCUGGGCUACUGUAUUUGGGUGAAAGCUCAAGAUAUGCUCAGGAAUCUGGAAAUCUUGAAUGGCGUGCUCUUUCUGCUCAGGAAAAUGCCAAUGCCAACUUGAACCUAUCAAGUCCUUCAAGUAUUCCUCCAAAUGCUGGUCAUCCUGAACGGUUGGAGGAUGGAAUUGGCAUUUCUAUGACGGGAGCACUUUCUGGCAUGCUCCAAACUUCAAGUGGGGCAGGACAAGAAGAAGGAUCCCAGAGGAAUAUUCGGGUAAGGAGAUCUGCAGAUCCACAAGAUUUUGUACCACCUAGUAUAUGCUCGAGUGGGACCAGCAGAGAUUCUUAUCCACAGCCAGACAGUCUACCAGCCGUGUUUUCUCCAUUUGAUAGCUUUCCAAACCCAAGCUCAGCAGCACCAUUACCAGUUGAUGGAACUAAUCCGGUGCAUUCUUUUGCACAUGUUCCCAACUCUUUGCAAAAUCUUCAGUCUUCACCCUGGUAUGAUUUGACUAUUCCACCUGUGUAUGCUGUCAAUGGUGGCAGCACUUUUCAGCAACAAGGUAAUUCAAUGAGCAUACCAAGGAACACCCUGCUGGCUCCUGAAACUGAAAGGGGUUAUGUGGCAGAGUAUCCAACAGCCUAUCACCUGUUCAAUGGGCAUUCCAACUCUCCAGGAAACAUUGCUUCUAGCUCACAAAAUGGCACUCUUUCAGGUGUUCAUUUCCCAUAUGCUCGUACUCGAGUUCCUGAACACAACAUGACUGAACAGUACAGGCAGAGGUUUUCAGAUAGUGUCAACCGUUUUAUGGUUGAAUCUACUGGUUUUGAGUGUAGAGAGCUGGGUAUUUACUGCCCACUACAUUCAAGGACUUCUGCAGCAGCUCGAGAAAUGGAUCUUUCAGUUAGAAGUGAUGUAAUACCUGUUCAGAUCCAUCAGGCAUAUGGAUGGACGACAGGAACUGAGAGACAAGCUGGUGGUUAUUCUGAAAACCCCUUUGCAUUAGAGUUCGUUGGUGCUGCUCAAAGGACAAGGAGAUUGGUAUCUGAGGUCCGAAAUGUCAUGGCACUUCUCCGUAUGGGUGGUAGCUUAUGGUUUGAGGAUGUUAUGGUUAUUGAUCAGUCAAUUUUGUAUGGUGUACCUGAGGAGGAGGAUGACAUGAAUGAAGACAUGCGCCUUGAUGUCGAUAACAUGUCUUAUGAGGAAUUACUUGAUCUGGAAGAGCACAUUGGGAGUGUGUCCACUGGAUUGAGUGAAGAAGCUAUUGUGGCAAAUUUGAGGCGGCAGACAUAUGACUCACUCACGUUAGGAUCUCCAGCGGUGAAUGAAUCAUGCUGCAUUUGUCAGGAGGAAUAUGUUAAUGGAGAUGACCUCGGGAAUCUGGAUUGUGGGCAUGGCUUUCACUUCGACUGUAUAAAACAGUGGCUAGUGCAGAAGAACUCCUGUCCCAUUUGCAAGAUGAGGGCCCUGGCUGUUAGGGACGGAGUUUUUUGCAGUUUCUCAAUAAGCAGCUUCAUGGAUGAACCUCCGCCAUGGAAAAUUAGGAAAUUUUGACUUUAGAAAAUGGAAACAUUUAAUGUUAAGGAUGCUUUGUUGGUUAUUAUGUUAUCUCUGCUGGAAUGAAAGCCAGUUUUAAAGUUUUGAUCUUGCUAAGCUUGCUUUUUGGCAAAAUUAUUUAC
This is a messenger RNA of Juglans microcarpa x Juglans regia, 2213 nucleotides long. Its product is annotated as E3 ubiquitin-protein ligase MBR2-like. Gene Ontology annotation, molecular function: ubiquitin protein ligase activity. The transcript is spliced from 8 exons. The coding region runs from base 1 to 2088 and encodes 695 amino acids. The record is from RefSeq and is a predicted model, not a curated record. NCBI's taxonomy places the organism in Eukaryota, Viridiplantae, Streptophyta, Magnoliopsida, Fagales, Juglandaceae.